Molecule: messenger RNA, 1632 nt
Organism: Thermochaetoides thermophila DSM 1495
Lineage: Eukaryota; Fungi; Ascomycota; Sordariomycetes; Sordariales; Chaetomiaceae
Product: hydrolase-like protein
Exons: 2
Coding region: 1-1632 (543 amino acids)
Biological process (GO): carbohydrate metabolic process
Molecular function (GO): hydrolase activity, hydrolyzing O-glycosyl compounds
Source: RefSeq, a predicted model, not a curated record
AUGCUGACCUCAACGCUGUUCCUCGGUCUCCUGGCCGUUGCGGCAGGUAGAGCCCUUCCAGGAGUUCAGCGCAGCAGAAGCCAGGACACCUUCGAGAACCCGAUCCUGUACGAGGACUUCCCGGACAACGAUAUCUCGCUGGGACCCGACGGGGCGUACUACUUCUCAGCCUCCAACUUCCACUACAGUCCCGGCGCUCCCAUCUUGCGCUCUUACGAUCUCGUGGACUGGGAGUUUGUCGGGCACUCGAUCCCGCGUCUCGAGUUUGGCGACGGCUAUGACCUCCCACCUUCCGGCCAGCGGGCCUACCGCGGUGGUACCUGGGCCUCAACCCUCCGCUACCGCAAGAGCAAUGGCCUCUGGUACUGGAUCGGCUGCACCAACUUCUGGAAUACCUGGAUUUACACGGCUCCAGCCCCUGAAGGACCCUGGACCCGCCGCGUCUGGCUUGGUAAUGAAGUAUGUUACUACGAUCUUGGCCUGCUGAUUGACGAUGACGACACCAUGUACGUCGUCUAUACCGUCGACGGCGGCCGCCAGGUUAAUGUGACGCAGCUCUCAGCCGACGGCCUCUCGCCCGUCCGUUCGCAGGGUGUUCUCUGGCCGGAGCAGGUCGGUGUUGACUCGGUGGAGGGAAAUCGGCUGUACAAGAUCAACGGCACGUACUAUAUCCUGAACGACAGGCCCGGUUCAACAGCCUACGUCUGGAAGUCGUCCUCACCCUGGGGCCCUUAUGAAGGCAAGCCCCUGGCUGAUAACGUCCCUGGCCCUGUCCCAGGCGGCGGUGCGCCGCACCAAGGAUCUCUGAUCCCAACCCCGUCCGGAGACUGGUACUUCAUGUCCUUCACCUGGGCCUUCCCCUCCGGCAGACUCCCCGUCCUCGCCCCCAUCGAAUGGCAAGCCGAUGGCUUCCCGACCCUGAUAACCGUCAACGGAACUUGGGGCAAGACAUACCCACGUCCGCGGGGCCUCCCCGCAAAGCCGCUUCGUUUCCCCUGGACAAGAACAUACACCUUCUCCAACAAGACCUCCACCUCCCUCCCACCAACGUUGGAAUGGAACCACAACCCCGACAUCUCCUCCUUCUCUAUCACAAACAACGCCCUCGUUCUGCGCACCGCAACCGUCACCAACGACCUAUACAGUGCCCGCAACACCCUCACGCACCGCGUGCAUGGCGAGUAUCCCAAGGCGACGCUCAAGCUGGAUGUGAGGGGGAUGAAGGCGGGUGAUCGAGCGGGGCUGGCCGCGUUCAGGGACCAAAGCUCGUAUGUGGCUGUUGAGAAGACGAGUGACGGGGGUUAUGAGAUUGUGGGAUUGUUCGGGACGGUGCUGGAUGAGUGGGGGAGCGGGGCGACGCUGGAUUUGGGGAGGGAGGUUGAGAGGGUUAAGGUCAGUGUGGGCAAGAAGGGGGAGGUUUGGUUCCGGCUGUCGAUGGAUGCUCGUCCUAAUGGGACCAGGCAGGCCAAGUUUGAAUGGAGCUUGAAUGGGAAGAAGUUCACAGCGUUAAAAGAGACUUAUGAGCUGUAUACUGGAUGGCCGUUCUUCCUUGGGUAUAGGUUUGGUAUCUUUAACUAUGCCACGAAGGCUCUUGGCGGAGAGGUUAAGGUUCUGGAGUUCAAAACGGAAUAA